ACCACCUCGACAUAGCAGCUCACAGUGCCAACAUGUCAUCAGCGCAGGAAGUUCAGAGUGUGCUACGAUUCCUAUCCCAAGACGCAAAAGUACCGCUUGCUCAAGCGUUAGGGAAAGUCAAAGAGCUUCAAGCAGCGAAAUUAGUUACGCCUGAGCAACUCGCCAAAGCCGACUUCCCAAGUCUAAAAACCAUCUUCGGGGAUGAGAAGGUAGCGCGACAAGUCCUCAAUGCUGCCAAACGAGUGUCGAAGAAGCGGUCGUUGAGCGAAGCCUCUGGCCUAGACUCAGUACCAGUGACAUCACCUAAGAAGAUAAAGCCAUUGUACGGGCAGCCUCUCAGUCCGUCUGAAGUCGAGGCCUCGCUCGCACUUCCUACAGCUAUACAUAAUGAAGAGAUGCUCAAGUCGAAGACCGUCUUCACUAAUCGAGCACCGUUAGUGCUGGCCUUCACAGUAGCACUGCUCAAAUUCACCAUGCCAGAACAACCAAUGUCUAGUAGGCUGAGCCUCGCGCAAGCAGUUGUCAGUCUGAACAGCAAGACCAAGGCAGUUCAUAUUGGCAUCGAUAGUGGGAACACAGCGGAGAAUGAAGGCUGGGGCGAAGGACAACCGAUCAUCCGAAUAAUGGGCCGAGAGGUUCGAGUGAUGAAACGCUGGGGCUAUGAAUGGGAAGAGAUCCCAGUACAAAAGGCCGUUAAAAGUGAGCAAUCUACAGCAGUCACAGUGAAAGAGGAAAAAUCGACACAAGAAACUCUCGUAAGCGACGAGAAGCCGGUUGAAGCAAAGGAACCCGCAUUGUGGGGUAUUGAUCUGGAAGCGCUCAAAAAAGCGAACACUGGUCCAAAUACUCAGAAAGGAUCGAACCAAUUACCUGUACACACCGCUCAAGGCGCAAGGGCGUAUUUACUGAAGUCCUUCGAAACACCCAAAGCAGCUCCGACGGACACGAAGGCUGCGCCUGUGAAGCGAAGCGCUGCUUCCCAAACAGCAGAGAAAGAACGAAAUCUCGGGAUGUUGCUAGGUGCUCUCGAGCUUCUAUAUCAGUCUUGGGCGCAGGUUCUAAGUAAGGAAGAUCUCGACAAACGAGCUUGGGGCUGGUAUGUGCGCGUGCGUCCAGAAGUUGCUUCUGGGCAGGCUGGUUGGGGUGGGAAAGGUACCGUCAAGCUGGCAGAUGUUCUUGAGCUGAGGCGGCCUGCAGGGUGAUAGAUGUGGUGACCACUCGAAGAUUGUGGAGUAGUCAAUUGAACUAUG
Messenger RNA from Boeremia exigua, 1250 nucleotides. RefSeq lists its product as uncharacterized. The record is from RefSeq and is a predicted model, not a curated record. The transcript is spliced from 2 exons. Lineage: Eukaryota; Fungi; Ascomycota; Dothideomycetes; Pleosporales; Didymellaceae. The coding region runs from base 33 to 1202 and encodes 389 amino acids.